Molecule: messenger RNA, 866 nt
Organism: Aedes aegypti (yellow fever mosquito)
Lineage: Eukaryota; Metazoa; Arthropoda; Insecta; Diptera; Culicidae
Gene: ND-19
Product: NADH dehydrogenase [ubiquinone] 1 alpha subcomplex subunit 8
Exons: 4
Coding region: 232-759 (175 amino acids)
Biological process (GO): mitochondrial electron transport, NADH to ubiquinone
Source: RefSeq, a predicted model, not a curated record
AAUUCUUCAACCGAGUCAGUUUAGUACACCAGUGGAUAAGACCCAUGGUGAAAUGUCAAUCGAAAAAAAAACAACAAACUGUCAAAAUAUUUGUCAGUCGUAAUUUUGCACUCUCGUCGGACGGCAAAAACUUUUUCAUGCAAUUUGGGUACAUCCACUGCCCGUAAAUCAAACCUUCUACCGAGUAAAGUUGCCGCUUCCAGGGCGCCAGUGGUGCGAGUAACGAACAGAAUGGUUCUCACGAACGAUGUUUAUUUGCCGAGCGAGGAAGAGCUCACCGUUCCGGAGGUGAAUCUUUCGGGUCCGGCUCUGCGGGCCGGUGCCUUCCAUCUGGGCAAAGCUUGCGAGGCGGAAAACAACGAAUUCAUGCUCUGCAGACAAGAGCUGAAGGACCCGCGAGCUUGCAUCGCCGAAGGCAAGGCUGUGACCAACUGCGCCCUGGAGUUCUUCCGCAAAGUCAAGAAGUCCUGCGCCCAGGAGUUCACCCAGUAUGCCAACUGCCUGGACAAAAGCAGUGGCGAUCUGAGAUUUGAAUACUGCCGCAAAACCCAAGGCGUGUACGACAAAUGCGUGCUGGAAAACCUGCACAUUGAGCGACCGGAUUACGGAUACUUUACCAGGGCCAAGGUGCACGCCACCGAUCGUCCAGCACCACCCAAGAAGGAGAAAACUGUUUAUCCGGAUGCCACCCCGGGACUGCCCGAAGAUUAUCCACGGCCGGAUGCCAAGUACGGUUCUCGUUUCCACUGGCUGAACUAGGGAGAAGGCUUCGUUUAUCGCGUUGAACACUUGUGUAGCAGUUUGAUAAUUGUUGAAGGUGCUCUUUGGAGCACUUUUCGAAAUACAUUAACAUUAUUAUCAUACGA